This is a messenger RNA of Fraxinus pennsylvanica, 558 nucleotides long. NCBI's taxonomy places the organism in Eukaryota, Viridiplantae, Streptophyta, Magnoliopsida, Lamiales, Oleaceae. The record is from the annotation of a GenBank genome assembly.
AUGCUGCUUUCGCGGCGGGUUGUGUUCUUCGUUAGAGGUUCCGAACUCAGUCACUACAUUCCAUCAAGACAACGUUGGAUAUCCUCCACAUCACAUCUCAACUCCUCAUGGAUGGACAAGGUCAAAGGCGUCUUCACCGGUAAAAUGACUGCUUCUGACACCGCCACCGCAGAGUCAUUCACAUUGCUCCGUUGGGACUUGAAGGGAUUAAGUUUCAAGUAUGGUAAUGAAUGUGUUAACGGUGGGUUGGUCUUAGAAAAGUUUUGGGAUUUAGUGGUGAUUAGGGAAUAUGUCAUUGGGAAGAAGAGGGAAAAGUUGAAUAUUCAAACUAGUCAAAAGCAAGAGGCAGCGAACCAAUGUUAUUGCACAAUAGCAGAUGUUGAAAAUACUUUAGCAAAGUUUACCUGGGCAAAAGAAGCUCAGAGAAAAAUUGAAAAGUUAAAGGAGGAAGGCAAACCAAUGCCAAAGAGCUUGGCUGAGGUUCUAGCUUCAUUAACUGGACAAGUCCUUUCUGCUAUCUUUACUUUCUUAACAAAUUUUGCCUAUGUUGCUUUAUAG